AAUAUGUAAUGCACAUCUAGCAUCCACAAGGCAAAAUGGCAACAUUUAGCGAUAUGAUUGAAAUCAGUGAAGUCACUGAUAAAGCCAUUGCCGAAAACUUACAUCGACGUUUAAAAGACGAAAACAUUUAUACUAACAUUGGUCGUGUGCUGAUCUCUGUGAACCCGUUCAAACAAAUCCACAUGUAUGACAAGGAUGCUAUUGAAUUGUAUUCUGGGAAAAAACACUUUAAGGGACCCAAGCCACCUCAUAUAUAUGAAGUAGCCAACAAUAUGCUAGUCAACAUGAUGAUAGAGGGAGACAACCAGUGUGUUAUUAUAAGUGGAGAGAGCGGUGCAGGAAAGACUGUUUCAGCCAAGCAUGUCAUGAACUUUCUGGCUAAAGUAUCUGAAGAAGGAUCGACAAAAGUAGAACAUGUCAAGGAUACCAUCCUACAAUCGAACCCACUUCUAGAAGCAUUUGGUAACGCAAAGACUGUCAUGAACAACAAUUCAAGCAGAUUUGGAAAGUUUAUGGAAAUACAGUACAAUGAAAAAGGUCAACCUGAUGGAGGGAAAAUAUCUACUUUUUUAUUAGAGAAAUCUAGAGUCGUAUCACUUGAGGAAGAAGAGCGUAAUUUCCAUAUAUUUUAUCAGCUACUUACUGGCUUGACACCAGAAGAACUGGAGGAACUUUCGCUUGGUCUAGAGACACCAGACAAGUUUCGCUACCUUAAUACAACUGGUGUGUACACUAUAAAAGGAACGGAUGACGCUAGUGAUUUUGCCAUCACAAUGAAUGCAAUGAAAGCUAUAGGAAUAACGACCUACAAUAUGAACUCUGUGCUUAAAGUGGUUGCUGCUAUACUUCAUCUCGGUAACAUUACUUUUAAAGAAGAAGACAACGUUGCAGUGCCUGUAGACGAUGAACUUCUGGAAAAGCCUGCUUUCCUACUGGAGGUGGACAAAACUAUUUUGAAAGAAAAAAUUACAAGUUAUGAUAUGGAGUCACGUUGGGGAGGUCAAGUAGAAAUAACAAAGAAAACCUUUAACAGAGAUCAGGCAUGUGCCGCUCGCGAUUCGCUAUCAAAGUCCCUAUUCUUUCAAACUUUUGAGUACCUUGUAGAAGCGGUAAACAACACAAUGGCAAAAACUGGACAGAGUUUGUACAUUGGAGUGCUUGAUAUCUAUGGCUUUGAAUGCUUCCAGAAAAAUGGGUUUGAACAAUUUUCAAUAAAUUAUGUCAAUGAAAAACUUCAGAAUCUUUUUAUUGAUUUUACGCUGAAAACAGAACAGGAAGAGUAUGCCGAAGAAGGAAUAUCUUGGUCUUCAAUCAAAUACUUUAACAAUGAUGUUGUAUGUGAACUUAUUGAAAGUCGAAGACCUCCUGGUAUCAUGAGUGUAUUGGAUGAUGUUUGUAGCACAAUGCAUGCAGUGUCUGAAGGCUCAGCAAAUACGCUGAUGGAUAAGCUGAGAGGAGCAAUCAGUUCAAGCAACAGAUUUGCAAGGUUUUUUCAAGCACAGUCCAAGCACUUCUCAAUAACACACUAUGCUGGAAAGGUGACAUACGAAGCUUCAGAAUUUUGUGAAAAAAAUAAAGAUUCCAUUUCAAACGAUUUGAUUCGUUUGAUUAAGUCUAGCAAUAACGAGUUUAUUUCCGCCCUCUUCCCUGACGUCCCUGGAACAGGUGAGACGACUGGUAGGAAAGCCAAAUCAAAUACUGGUAGUGCUAAAAUAAGGACACAAGCCAUCGCCCUGGUCGAGAAGAUCCGCAAAUGCACUCCACAUUACAUUAGGUGUGUGAAGUCAUCAGAGUCCAAGACUCCGUUAGAUUGGGAUGACAAAAAGGUUCUCCAUCAGGUUCAUUACCUAGGACUCGUGGAAAACAUCAAGGUCCGUCGCGCAGGUUUUGCUUUUAGGCGAGAAUUCGACCGUAUUGUGCAAAGAUACCAAGUUCUUGCUCCCGUGAUGGUAAAUAACUGUGGAGAAGACAAGGUUAAGGCAUGUAAAGUCAUUUUAGAAGCCGCCAAUUUAGACAUGAAGAGAUACCAAGUUGGCAAAACAAAACUGUUUCUUAAGGACCAGCAAAUGAUCUCCCAACUUGAAGAUCAUCGUACAGCCGUUCUUUCAAAGUAUGCAGUAGCUAUUCAAACACGAUACCGUGGAUACAAAGCAAGGAUACUGUUUGAAGAGCGCAAAAGACGACACCAAGAGAUGGAACGAGAAAAACAAAAAGAGGAAUUGCAACAAGCCGCUGAACAACAAGCUCAAAAUAACACUGCCAUCCGAGAUGAGCCAAUUCAACAUCAAAACAGUGCAAAAGAGGUGUUUAAAGAUUUCAAAGAGAUAAUGUCUACGACUUUCACAUCAUGUGGUGGCGAGAUUGUUGCACGUGAUAUACAUGUAAAGAUGCCUGAAACAGACAGACAACCCCAGACCAUCACCAUAUUGAUCUGCGAGAAUACCAGUGACUAUAUAGUCGCAUUGACUGACACAGAGAGUGCAUUGAGCGAUCUGAUAGCAAUUUCAUCCGGUAGUAAACAUUUUGAGAAUCCAAUCGAGAUCACUAUUCCGUUAAAGAAGACACCAAAGGAUAAAAAUAUCUGUAAAUUCGUUCGCUGGACUAGUUGCCCACCCAGUGAGCUGAAAGAGUGGUCUGACAAGUUACCAGCUGUAGGUGAACCGGACAUUCAUACCGCAGUCUUCACUGGUGAAAAUGGACGCUUCUACAGCGAUAGAUGUGGCAUGUUUUGCUUGAUGGGAAAAUGUACUAAUAAGGAGUUAGAGUCUGUAGAGCCUAUAUCACAAAAAUGCGAUCGCAUCUCCACAUGUUCGGCGCCAAGUAGCUUAAAAUUGGUCAAAAAAAGAAAAAAGAAAAGGGGUCUGUUUAAGACUAUUAAAUCUAAGUUUGGAAAAGCAUUUGGUCCCAAAAAAAUAAAGAACAACAAUCCCGAAGGCCUGUCCCAAUCAUGCAGUGAUUGUUCUUACGAAAGCUACAGUUGCUCAUCCUAUACUGAUGAGGAAAGCGACUCCAGCACUUCUUCAAAAGGUCCAAGUUCGUCAGAAAGAGGCAAAUCCUCAAAGGAAAUUGAAUUGCAACAUAAGUCGUCACCUCCAGUAAGGUCAACUCCUGCACCAACGCCUCCUUCUGGUAGGCCUCCCCCACCCCCACCACCUGCAGCACCACCUUGUAGAAGGCCGCCCCCACCCCCACCACCACCACCACCUCCUCCCCCAGGGAAUAAACUACCGAAGGCGCCUCUCGCCAAUGAGAUUUCGUCACCACAAAGACUACAAGGGCAGGAAUCGAAGUCAAUGCCGCCACCGCCACCUCCACCGCCACCGCCAGUGAAGCGCUCACCCUGA
Molecule: messenger RNA, 3344 nt
Organism: Exaiptasia diaphana
Lineage: Eukaryota; Metazoa; Cnidaria; Anthozoa; Actiniaria; Aiptasiidae
Product: unconventional myosin-If
Exons: 2
Coding region: 36-3344 (1102 amino acids)
Biological process (GO): actin filament organization; vesicle transport along actin filament
Cellular component (GO): plasma membrane; cytoplasm; microvillus
Molecular function (GO): microfilament motor activity; ATP binding; actin filament binding
Source: RefSeq, a predicted model, not a curated record